Molecule: messenger RNA, 1579 nt
Organism: Sesamum indicum (sesame)
Lineage: Eukaryota; Viridiplantae; Streptophyta; Magnoliopsida; Lamiales; Pedaliaceae
Product: GLABROUS1 enhancer-binding protein-like
Biological process (GO): regulation of DNA-templated transcription
Cellular component (GO): nucleus
Source: RefSeq, a predicted model, not a curated record
CCAUAAUAAUAAACUCCAAGGAUUUCUCCAAUCGAUCCCCAAUCUGCACAUUCAAAUUACCAAGUAGUCACGAACAUCAAAGGAAACAUUUGAGCUAAACAUCAUCUGAGAUUUCUAAAAGUUCACAUUUCUAAAAGAAUACGCACAUUUAGAAAUGAUUCAUCAUAUGCCUUACAAUAGAUAAUGGAAUCAUCAACAAAAAAGCAAGUGUGUCUCGAAAGAUGGCUAAGAAUUGGGAACCCAAGAAGCCCGUGGAAUCCGAAACGGAAUCAGGGGAGGAAGAAGAUGACGAAGCUACUUCUAAAGACGCUGGCUCGCAGGAUUCCGACUCCGAACCCGAUCUAGCGCAAGUUAGCAAAAAGCGCUCAUCCUCAACAUAGGCAACUCCCAAGAAAGCCCAACCUCAGUCCUCCUCUCAACCCCAACCGCAACUGCCUUCAUCCUCUGAUGAGGAGGAGUCUGGAUCUGAAUCGGAGUCAGAGUCCGACGAACCAGACCCGAACGUCAAGCCCAUAGCAUCCAAGCCCAUGGAAAAUGAACAGAAAUCCAAUGACGGCGCUAGGAAGCUCAGAUCCAAGCCCAUUGCUUCGGAUCUCGUAACUCCUGCUAAAUCCACCGCCACAAAACGCCCUGCCGAAGAGAAAGAAACGGAGACUAAGGAUGCUAAGAAGUGGAAGAAAAAGGCCGAGCCCGACACUUGCGAGAAAAAGUCUACUGAUGAUUCGAAGAAAUUGCUUUUCCAGAGGCUUUGGAGUGAGGAUGACGAGAUUGUGAUUUUGCAAGGGAUGAUAGAUUAUGUGAUCAAGAAGAAGUUCGAUCCGGUUGCUGACUUGAGUGCUUUUCAUGAUUUUAUUAAGAAGAAUUUGCAUGUGGACGUGACUAGGACUCAAUUACAGGAUAAGAUUAGGAGGUUGAGGAAGAAGUAUGAGAACAAUAAGUGCAAAGAGAAGGAGGGUAAGGAUAGGACCUUCUCGAAGCCACAUGAGCAGAAAGCUUACGAGUUGUCCAAGAAAAUUUGGGGGAAUGAGAGUGGGAAAGAAAAUGGGGUUGAAAAAGUGAUGGGGAACGGUAGUGCACUGAGGAAGAAUCCAAGCAAGAGGCCUAACACGGUUGAAAAUGAGGAAGCUAAGGAUGUGAAGAGUGUGGAGGUUGUGAAUAGUGAUCCGGAGAGGUUGUUGCCAGCCAAGCGAGUGAAUUCUGGUGGUGUGACUGUGGAGGAGAGGAUUCUGAGGAUUGGGGCAGAGUAUUUUGAAAGCGGAAAAGGGCUCGAGGGGGAAAAAGAAUGGAAGAAGCUGAGAGUCGAGGAGAUGGAGGUCAACCUGAGGCAGUUGGAGGUGAAGACUGCACAGGCAAAGCUUAUUCUGGAUGCUGUGAAGUCCGGGGGUCACUGAAGCUGUAGACAGGUUAUGUCAUAUUAAUGCCUUGGCAGUGUUAUAACUGUAGGAUUUUGGGUAAUUUGUGUCUAUGCUAUGGAUGGAUUGUUAAGCUAAUUCUAGAUUUUGGGUAAAAAAAAAAAAGCAAGUGCGGAAUUCGAGGAGCAUCAUGCGCCACCUUUUGAAUAGCCCCUGUUUCCUCAACC